Molecule: messenger RNA, 786 nt
Organism: Topomyia yanbarensis
Lineage: Eukaryota; Metazoa; Arthropoda; Insecta; Diptera; Culicidae
Exons: 1
Coding region: 1-786 (261 amino acids)
Molecular function (GO): nucleic acid binding; zinc ion binding
Source: RefSeq, a predicted model, not a curated record
AUGGCAAACCCCGUACCGGCUAUUCCUCCUGCUCAGUUGCCUACUGCGUUUACUUUCGAACCAUUCAAUCCUUCUACUAGUAAAUUCGACCGUUGGCUACAACGUUUAGAAGUUUCGUUCCGGAUCUACCGAAUAGACCAAGAGGAUAAGCGGGACUAUCUCUUGCAUUACAUGGGGAGUGCAACAUACGACGUGCUGUGCAACAAACUUAAAGCGGAGUCCCCGGAGACGAAAACUUUCGAUGAGAUUGUUGCGUUACUUAAGGCGCAUUAUAGUCCAGCACCGCUGGAGAUUUUGGAAAACUUCAAGUUCAAUAGUCGGAAGCAACUCGACUACGAGUCAUUGUGCGAUUACGUUACGGAUUUGGAAAAGCUAGCUCAAAGCUGCAAUUUCGGUGAGCAUUUCGACAACGCAAUUCGCAACCAGUUUGUCUUCGGCAUACGGAACCGUACUGUACAGUCUCGAUUGCUAGAAAUCCGGGAUCUUACUCUAGCAAAGGCUAAGGAAAUCGCUUUCGGUAUGGAAAUGUCUCACAAGGGAGCAGAUGAAAUGCAUGGUUCCAGUUCAAGAGCAGACAUUCAACAUAUCGAGCACACCAAGACGAAGAAGAAGCAGUUGGUGCCAUCAUCACAAACUGUCAAAAUGAAGUACAGGCUUGCACCGGAUGGCAAACCGAAACUGUGUUUUCGAUGCGGCGAAGCAGAUCAUCUUGCGAACAAGUGCAAACAUCAAUCAACUUCUGUAAAACCAAGGGCCACUUGGAAAAAGUGUGCCAGAAGAAGAUGA